AUGACUGUAAAUGCUACAAAAGAUCUCCGCAUUAAUAAAUUUAAAGUAAAAAGGGUAACUUUACCAGUAAAAUACAAGACAUUCAUUUCAAAUGCAAAACGAAUAUCUGAGAUAAUUUCAAAUAUUGACAAAAAUAUUGUCACCAAUACAUCUAAAAGUUGGCGGAUUAUGUCGAAACUCACGUUAACAAGUGGAAUUAGAAAAGAAAUGCGAAAAAAUGAAAAUAAAAUACCUACAUUCAAUAAAUUACAAUAUUCAAUAAAUAAAGAAUUAAAAAGAAAUAAACAUUACCAAGAAAAUAAAGUUAAUAUUAGCAAUAAAUAUAUGAACAAUAAUGAUAUUAGUAAAAGUGAAGAAAUCAAUACUGAAGAAUCAUUUCUGAAAACGAAAACUCGUAAACUAAAAAUUAUAACACCUAAAAAUGAGGAAACUCAUGUUAAGAGUCCACAAUCGAAAAGAAUAUCUUUAUUAUAUUCAAAACACAGUCGACUAAAAUAUCUUGCAAAUACAAUAGAUAACAUUUCUGACUUCGGUGAAAGUGAUUAUCUCAAAGAAUUUAUUGUUGUUUAUAUUCCACUAACGAAUUUAGAACAUGUUGAUAAAAACAGUAAUAGUGGAAGAAAAAAUGCUGUAAAUGAUAUUCGACUUAGGAGAGGUGUAAUCGAAGAAGAAAUCUCUGCAACAACUUCUUCAGGGUUUAAGUAUACUGCUGCGGAAUCGAGUUUGGUUGAUCGUUUAGCUUUUAAAAACAUAAACGUAUAG
This is a messenger RNA of Parnassius mnemosyne (clouded apollo), 762 nucleotides long. Lineage: Eukaryota; Metazoa; Arthropoda; Insecta; Lepidoptera; Papilionidae. The record is from the annotation of a GenBank genome assembly.